This is a messenger RNA of Penicillium salamii, 924 nucleotides long. Lineage: Eukaryota; Fungi; Ascomycota; Eurotiomycetes; Eurotiales; Aspergillaceae. The record is from the annotation of a GenBank genome assembly.
AUGGCCCGCUACAACCCCCUCUACCUAAUCUUAAUUACCGUCCUAUGUCUGUCAAUCGCUUCAGCUCAACCGGUGGAACAAAAUGCGAACAUGCACUCAGGCAGACAUGCGAGUGGAGCGAUCAUCGCUGAUCGACAAUCGACAAUAUAUCAAGAGAGAGCAGCACGAGACAUAGUCACAGCCUCGAACACCACAUCAACGGACAUGCCUGCUCCAUACGAUACUCUAGCCUACAACUUCGCGAACACAACCUCCUGCAUAGACUUCUACACGAAAUGGCGCGCCAACAAAACAAUAACAGACUGUCACGCUAUCUCAUUACUUCUCGAGAACUCCAACGCCUUUUUCCACACUCUCCGCUCCAGCGCCGCAAUCACUCGCGUCCUGGAAACAUCCUGCACCCAAGACGCUAAGAAGUGCACUUCAAUCAUGGAUGACCUGGCCGCCGACCUCCUCAAAUCCGAAAAUUGUCGCGAAGACUACCACAAUGGGAACUCGGUCGUCAAAGGCACAUAUCGAGAUUUAGUCGCCUAUGAGCCUAUGUACCGUGCGACUUGUCUAAGGAACUCCGUGACACAAAAAUACUGUUUCGUCGAUGCGGCCUCGAAUUCUUCUUCACCGGAUGAUUAUAACAUUUACUUCAUGCCGCUGGGUAACUCGCUUGGGAUGGGUUCCAAGCCCACCUGUAGUGAGUGCUUGCAGGCUAGUAUGGAUUUAUUUUCUGGAUGGGCAAAGGUCGAUGGACAACCUCUUGCCACGACGUAUCUUCUUUCUGCAAAGGCUAUCAAUGCGCAUUGUGGGGCAGGGUUCGCGACGACGAAUAUCACGGUUGGCUCUGAUGCUGUUACGGGUGCUGGGCUUGCUAUUCCACUUCCCCGUGUUGGGAUGGUGAUUUCAGCUCUGGUCGCAUUGAGUUUUGUCUAA